Messenger RNA from Rhodotorula graminis WP1, 555 nucleotides. RefSeq lists its product as uncharacterized. The coding region runs from base 1 to 555 and encodes 184 amino acids. NCBI's taxonomy places the organism in Eukaryota, Fungi, Basidiomycota, Microbotryomycetes, Sporidiobolales, Sporidiobolaceae. The record is from RefSeq and is a predicted model, not a curated record. The transcript is spliced from 3 exons.
AUGCCGCCGCCCGGUCCCUCGCGCACCUCGCUCGCCAACGUCUUCCGCCGCGUACGCCAGUUCUUCGCGCCGGGCCACCCGCACGCCGACCAGUCCAUCCUCGCCGGUAACGUCACGCAGUGGAAGGCCGACAGCAUGAACGGCCUGUGGGAUGCCGGGGCGUGGCAAGGGGCGGACAGUGCGGUGCGCAGGAGGUUCUCGAGGGCCGUGCUGUGGCUCGAUCAGCAGCUGCAGGGGCAGGACGACCCGUCGAGGGUGAUCCAGACGGUGCGCAAGCUCACGAGCGUCGACCAACUCCCCAACCUCGACACUCUCAAAGCCUGGCUCGGUCCCGAAUCGGCCCACUACACGACCGCGCAAGGCUACCCUCUCCGGUUCUUCGUCGAGCCCGGCAGCGCCGAGGUGCUCUUCCACGAGGCGCCGGCCGGCACCGAGGCGCACUCGCUCGGGCGAGUGAGUCGAGGACCCGAGGCCGAGAUUGGGCGCAGGGCGGCGUGCGUGUACGGCGUCGACCGGGAGGAGUGGAGGAGGGAGCGGGCGCGGUGGGCCGAGUAG